AACAUUUGAUAAUUAAAAUUUGGAGAAAUUAGGGAAGGCAAGUAGAAGGUUGUUGUCUCUGGCUCUCACCACAUUAUUUUUCGCAAGGUGAUUCCACUUUGAGGGCUCUCUCAUUCUCUCUUAGUUCUCACUCUCCGACCUUGCGAGCCGAGCGACUCAACCCUUCCCACCAUGCUGCGCCAAGCCACACGCCUCCUGGCUCGACCUGCCAUCGCCUCCUCCUCCUCCUUCGCCGCCAGGGCUCGCUCCUUCUCCACCGAUCUCCCCACCGCUCCGGCUGAAGAUUCCACCUUCAUCGAUGCCUGGAAGAAAAUCAUUCCAAAUAUUGACCCACCCGCAACCCCUCUCACUUUCAUGCAACCUCGACCACAGACUCCCUCUUCCAUUCCUUCUAAGCUCACGGUCAACUUCGUUCUUCCUUAUGCCUCUGAGCUCUCCGCCAAGGAGGUUGACAUGGUUAUUAUACCGGCAACUACUGGACAGAUGGGUGUUCUCCCUGGACAUGUAGCCACAAUUGCAGAGCUGAAACCUGGGGUCAUGUCAGUGCAUGAAGGAAAUGAUGUGACAAAGUAUUUCAUUAGCAGCGGCUUUGCAGUCAUCCAUGCUAACUCCUUUGCAGAUAUAAUUGCCAUUGAGGCUGUGCCUAUUGAUCAAAUUGACCCAAGCUUGGUUCAGAAGGGGCUUGCUGACUUCACGCAGAAGCUGAGCUCAGCAUCAACGGACUUGGAGAAAGCUGAGGCCCAAAUUGGAGUGGAUGUGCAUAGUGCUCUUAACUCUGCUCUCACGGGCUAGAGUUAAAUAGCUCUAUGUGCUUUCUUGCAUCUUCUUCUCACCUUUUUGCUUCUUCAAAUCUGCCCCAUUGACGCUUAGAUUUGUGUCGAGCCCGGGAACUGCUCUGAAUAUUUUGUUUUUGAAUUCUCAUGUUGAAUAUGGGAUUGAAAUAAUAUCGGGAAUAGAUUUAUCAUCAUCCUGGAAUUCAGAAAUUUGAGCCCGACUUCUUGAAACAAGAAAUGUUGUAUUUAUCUUAAUGCUUAUGGGUGUCUCUCUUUUCUUUGUC
Vitis vinifera (wine grape) is the source of this 1057-nucleotide messenger RNA. RefSeq names its product ATP synthase subunit delta', mitochondrial. Bases 172 to 792 code for a protein of 206 amino acids. Gene Ontology annotation, biological process: proton motive force-driven ATP synthesis. NCBI's taxonomy places the organism in Eukaryota, Viridiplantae, Streptophyta, Magnoliopsida, Vitales, Vitaceae. Gene Ontology annotation, molecular function: proton-transporting ATP synthase activity, rotational mechanism. The record is from RefSeq and is a predicted model, not a curated record. The transcript has 2 exons.